AGAUCCACUUUGCACACCAGACCAAGUGCUGCGCUCACUGCCUAGGUCCUGGUUGCCUACGGUACUGUGCGUUGCCAACCCCAAUCUCGCAGCCCCAGUCUUCCUACACUGGAACAAUGGAAACUUCACAAUUAGGCCAGUCAGAAGGACCUCCCUACCCCUCGUUUAAGGAGCUUGAAUACGAGGAAGUACGUGUCUUCCUCUCUCCCGCUACCGAGCGACUCUUUUGGGAGCUCGAUGGGGUCUUCCCUACCGCGAUAUCCGUUAUGAAGGACGAGCGCGGUACAAAGGAUGAUCUGGAACCAUUCUUCCGACCAGACACUGGCACGUGGCACGAGAUCUCGCAGCUUCCCGUCACCGAACCAAAGGUCUCGUCUCUUGAAGCUUCGGUCUACGAUCUCGAUCAAUUGGAGUACGAUUGGCUGCGUUGGCAUGAGGACCACGAUGCGCCCCAGUUCGGCCAAGAGUACGUCACCUACGGAGAUCUUGACGACGACAUCCGGCCUUACGCGAAGGAACCGAAGGAGGACGGCAGCUGGGAGGAGGACUCAGACACAGAGUUUCUCGUCAAGUGCUGUGGAGAGGAUAGACCGCUUCGUAAGAGUGGGCUGAAGUUGGUGGUCACGGCUUCUCAAUCAGCAGGCAGCGAGUCCUUUGUCACGAUCCGUGACUUCGUCAGCGCCGUUCAUCCCUGGCUCAUCAGCAUGCGCGGCGAUAUUCUUAGAGCGAAGGAUCUCUCACAUGAGAAUGCCCAUACACCGGCGGAGCGAUACAAAUGGAUGGUAAACGUAAAAAAACAUUGUGGGGGAGAACUCUUCAUACAAGAAAAGAAGGAGUGGAUUCAGGACCAUAUCCCGUAUGCGCAUCGUCCCGUGCAUCCUAUGACCCCCUCACUAGCGGCGAUACUUGCAGCGAGAGAUGCAUCGAGGAAUAGGUGAUUAAGUGGACAUUUCUAUUCUCUUGUUCAUCAUCACCUUCAACGAGGGCAUUCAAUACUAUGACUAAGGCUUCAGCCAUAAAGUAUGUAAUCAUUGAGGAACAUUUGAGACAAGCGCCAUCAUCUGCUUAGUUACACCUACUACUGAGCACAGUGAAUCAGUGAGCGGCCGUGGCAGACGCACAAUACGAGUUUCCAUAAGCAAUGACACUCGAAGCAGCAGCCGUCCCACAAGCGCCAUUCGCGCAAUCCCUCAAGCCAUAUCCAAAGUUAGCAUUCUCACAAAGACAAGAGGGCGCCGGACUAGCGCAACCCAGAGCCGAAUACUGAGCCACCAUGUUGUUGAAGCACGUCUGACCGCAGGAGGGCAGAGCAGCCACACCGGUGGUCGUGGCGAUGUGGGUAGCGAAAGCCGUGGAGCAAUAUGCAUCUCCGAAAGCGAUCACAGUACUGCCGACGGCAGUUCCACAGGCCCCGUUUGAGCAAUCCCGGAUGCCAUUCUUAAAGUCGACGUUAUUGCACAGACAGUAUCCGUCUAGAGCGGCACAUCCCAGGGUGGAAUAUUGAGCAAGCAUGUUGUUGAAGCACGUCUGGCCACAUGAGGGCAAAGCAGCUAGACCGGGAAUUGUAGUGCUAGGAGGUUUUGCGCUGAUAGUGGUUGCCGCGGUGCUUGAUCUGGAUGUCGUGGCCGAACUCGUUUUGGCAGCGGCGGUGGACACCGAGGCAGUGGUUUUAGGGCUGCCGGUGGAUGUUGGUUUGGUUGUGGUGGUUGAGGUUGAGGUUGAGGUUUUUGACGUGGUGGUGGUUGUCGAUGGAAAAGAUGGACUAGGGGAACAAUUUCCCAGUUGGCAUAAGCCGUACCCGCAAAACGAAGGGCCUGUACCGCAUUUUCCGGCUGCGUUGCAGCAAUCGCCCCAUACACCAGCACACAUCUUAUAUCCAUGCUCCCUGCCGCAAUUGCCGUCUGUGGUGUAGACAGAAUCUCCUACACAUGCGCCUUCGUAGCAGGUUCCGUCUGCACAGUCUUCUCUAAAUUUCGAACAGGGCAUCAGCUUGGUCAUGACCAUAUUGAUGACAAGGGGGGACUCACGGAGAGCUGCCGCAUUU
This is a messenger RNA of Neurospora tetrasperma FGSC 2508, 2044 nucleotides long. RefSeq lists its product as uncharacterized. The transcript is spliced from 2 exons. Lineage: Eukaryota; Fungi; Ascomycota; Sordariomycetes; Sordariales; Sordariaceae. Bases 117 to 938 code for a protein of 273 amino acids. The record is from RefSeq and is a predicted model, not a curated record.